This is a messenger RNA of Miscanthus lutarioriparius, 546 nucleotides long. NCBI's taxonomy places the organism in Eukaryota, Viridiplantae, Streptophyta, Magnoliopsida, Poales, Poaceae. The record is from the annotation of a GenBank genome assembly.
AUGCUGCCGGUGUUCCCCUGCGGCCGGUCGGGCUAUGGGACAUUCAUUGUCUCCAUGUCAGAAUCGAAGAUGAAGGAGAUUGCACAGGAGCAGUUGAGGCCAUUAAGUCCCUUACGCUACAAUGAUGAUGCCAAAGUACCAGCAGAGACUAAGUCAGCAUAUGAGCAAGUGGAAGAUCCUAUGUUCAUUGAACCACCUGCUAGUGAAGCUGUAUUGCCACUUAAUGCAGCUAGAAGGACUGGCCCAAGGCGACCCUCCUAUUAUGGAUGGGGCGGAUGGCUUAGUGAGUCAGAAGAUGAGGAAGAGGAACAACCUACUGGUCAAAAACAUGAGGUGCAUGUUCUAAGUCCAGGAGAGCGAGCCCAGUAUAUAGAUGACCAAACUGCGGAGAUGGCGCCGGAAAAUACUGAAGACGCUGUUGCUGAAGAAGGGGAGCCAAUGACUGAAGAAACUGAACAUGGGAACAUUCAGGCGGGAAGGCGUGCUGGACCUCCAAGACAGAAGAAGGCGAACGUUAGACUAGCUGGGCCGGAGUGGGCUAAGUAG